Molecule: messenger RNA, 1062 nt
Organism: Bactrocera latifrons
Lineage: Eukaryota; Metazoa; Arthropoda; Insecta; Diptera; Tephritidae
Gene: sni
Product: C-factor
Exons: 7
Coding region: 194-937 (247 amino acids)
Source: RefSeq, a predicted model, not a curated record
AGUCAAUUUGCCGACAGCAAAAUGACUUUCAUGAUUCCGACCUCUCGAAGACCUCUUCCAUUAGCACACGAACAUUUUGCUUAAAAAACUCACAAUUCUUUGAAAUUUUCGUAAUUCCAGUAGUGAGCUAUAAUUGCGCAUUGAAAUAAAAUACCAGUUGAUAUUUACAGUAAUAAUCAAUUGAAAAACUCAAAUGAAUUCUAUACUAAUUACUGGCUGCAAUCGUGGAUUGGGCCUUGGUAUUGUAAAGACACUUGUGAAAUUACCACAGCCCCCUAAACAUAUUUUUGCAACGUGCAGAGAUUUCGACAAAGCUACGGAACUAAAGGACUUAGCCGCCAGUCACUCAUCAAUUCAUAUUUUGGAGAUCGAUUUGCUCAAUUUUAAUAAUUAUGGAACCCUAAUAAGUCGAAUUAGUGAAGUAGUGAAAGAUGACGGAUUGAAUGUCUUAUUCAAUAAUGCUGGCUUUGCUCCCAAAUCUACUCGUAUCACCACAGUUAAAUUAGAGGAGUUGAUGCAGGCUUUACACACGAAUACUGUUGUACCAAUUAUGCUAUCGAAGGCUUGUCUUCCACUCUUAAAACGGGCUUCAAUAACUAGCAAAAACAUUGGAAUGGGUGUUAGGCGGGCCGCUAUUAUAAACAUGAGUUCGAUUCUUGGCUCCAUUGAAGCCAAUACAGAUGGUGCCAUUUACGCAUAUCGCACUUCGAAGGCUGCUUUAAAUGCAGCGACGAAAUCAAUGAGUAUCGACCUCCUUAAAGACGGAAUCCUUUGUGUAUGUUUACAUCCCGGUUGGGUACGUACUGACAUGGGGGGCGAUAAUGCACCGCUUGAUGUGAGCACUAGUUCAAGGAUGAUCAUAGAAAUUCUCUUAAAAUUUAACGAGAUGAAUAAUGGCGGUUUCUAUCAAUAUGACGGUCAAAAAUUGCCUUGUUGAAACUACAGUAGUUAAUACUUCUCCAUUCAAUACCUAACCGACACCGUGGAUGUACUUCCAACACGUCGUCGAUCGAAAAAUGGUUCUGGAACGCCGUCACGAACACCUAUUGCAGUCACAGCAGC